CCGAUCAGUAAAAAAAAAUUUUUAGAGCUCCUCACCGAAAUAAUAUCUUUAUAAAAUUUUUUUUUCUUUUCUUUUCUUCCUCUCUUUCUCUUUCCUUUAUAAGCCCUUUAUUUUGAAAAAUGUCUGAAGAACACGAAGUCACCUUUGAACAAACCGAUGCCGGUGCUUCCAAGACUUUCCCCAUGCAAUGUUCCGCUUUGAGAAAGAACGGACACGUUGUUAUCAAGGGUCGUCCCUGUAAGAUCGUUGAAAUGUCUACCUCCAAGACUGGUAAGCACGGUCACGCUAAGGUCCAUUUGGUUGGUAUUGAUAUCUUCACCAACAAGAAGUACGAAGAUCUUUCUCCUUCUACCCACAACAUGGAUGUUCCUAACGUUGUCCGUAACGAAUAUGUAUUGAUCAACAUUGAAGACGGUUUCCUUUCUUUGAUGCUUCAAGAUGGUUCCACCAAGGACGAUGUCAAGGUCCCCGACGGUGAACUUGGUGAAAAGUUGGAAGCCGAAUUCGAAGACGGCAAGGAAUUGUUGGUGUCUGUCGUUUCUUCCAUGGGCGAAGAACAUGCUUUGACUUACAAGGAAGCUCCUCAAUCUUAGAGUUAGAAUAUUUACUUACUGUUCCCAUUGGCUUGGUGAUGGUUGUCCUAUUUGUAUCCUCUCUCUCUCUCUCACACACAUUCUCAUUCUCACUUAUUUCUUCACUCAAUUUUUUAUGAAAUAAAGAUCAAAUCAUUUGUAUGUUUUUGUUUUCUUUUUAA
Molecule: messenger RNA, 754 nt
Organism: Halteromyces radiatus
Lineage: Eukaryota; Fungi; Mucoromycota; Mucoromycetes; Mucorales; Cunninghamellaceae
Product: eukaryotic translation initiation factor 5A
Exons: 3
Coding region: 120-593 (157 amino acids)
Biological process (GO): positive regulation of translational termination; positive regulation of translational elongation
Molecular function (GO): translation elongation factor activity; RNA binding; ribosome binding
Source: RefSeq, a predicted model, not a curated record